Molecule: messenger RNA, 4779 nt
Organism: Ictalurus punctatus (channel catfish)
Lineage: Eukaryota; Metazoa; Chordata; Actinopteri; Siluriformes; Ictaluridae
Gene: cpap
Product: centromere protein J
Exons: 16
Coding region: 1380-4601 (1073 amino acids)
Biological process (GO): cilium assembly; centriole elongation
Cellular component (GO): centrosome; nucleus; centriole
Molecular function (GO): tubulin binding
Source: RefSeq, a predicted model, not a curated record
CCUACGUGUUAAUACAUUAACCACAAACAUGUACUAACGUAUUUAAGGUAGUCUUUAUUCAGGCAUGAAUUCAUAAGACUCACAUCAUAGUUAUAGUUAGCUCUUCAUUAGUUUGCGAUUAGUACAUGCCUUAACAGUUAUUUCAUAUUUAAGUAAGUAUUAAUUCAGAUAUUAGUGCAUGAUCAUUCAUGUACUGUUAUUUUUAAAUCUUACCAACAAAAUCUGUCCCUCAAGGACUGUGCAAUUUUACGAUUACUGAAAUUAAUGCAAAAUCAAGCAUGCUUCGCAAUAUUCGGAGGAGCUUGCAAUUUUUUUUUUCUCAAAAUUGCAGAUUGUCCACAGAUUUGCUCCUAUAAGCAUCAUGUGAUAUCAUCACAGUGCACCAUGUGACAUCAUAGCAACACUCAUUCGACCCAAGGCGAUUCAUGUGUGUCGAACAUGAGUACAGCUAAAAGGUCUCAUUUACUAACAAACAUCACUGUGAAUGACCGUGUAAAACAAUUUCUUGCGAUUGCAAUUUUGUCAAUUCAAGUAGUUUUCUGCAAAAAAAAAUUUGCAUUGCAAAUUUUGAAAAACGGCAAAGAAAAAUUGAGCAUUUUUGGCCACAACAAUCACCAAAAAACUCAGCGAAAUCCUGUAUGGACUUAAAGGUUUCAUUUGACUCACCGUCAUAUAAUCACACUAUCUGGUGGUGUUCCGUUUUGAGUCUGAUUCUUCUCAUUGUCUGUGUGAUUGAUGAUUGGCCCACGCCAGUGAAAUUUCUCUCUUAUUUGAAUAAAGUUAAGAUAUUCUCAACAUUUCUGUACUCUUGUUGCUUCUUCUGUGCAGCUCUUGCUCCCAUAAGUCUCUGUGUGGGAUUUAUGCAUGUCUCUGUAGAAAAUGAAUGAGAAGCAGGACAAAAAAUGCUUUGCUGCAAAAAGCUUUCCUAUGCCAAUAUAGCGCUGACUUUCUCAUUCUGGAUGUAAAUAUAAAACUACAUCUGUAUUUUUGUAAAGUUGCUUUGUGAAAAUAUCUAUCAUUAAAAGUGUUAUGCAAAUUGAAUUUAAUGUUUUUUAUAAUCAUUUAUGCAAUUGUCAGUAAAUAGACAUAAAGCCACAAAAAGUGGACAGAAAAAGGCUGAAUGAAAAGGAAAAAAAUGGCGACUCUGGUCUACUGAUCAGAAGGUUGCGAGUUCAAAUCCGUAUUUGUCACAUUCUGAUGUACAGUUUUGAUUUGAGUUGCUAUUAAUAUUUUAACCUGCAGCAUGUUCGCCUCACACUUCCAGGGUCAGGGGUUCGAUUCCCACUGUGGCCCUGUGUGUGCGGCGUUUACGUGUUCUCCCCGCCCUGCGGGGGUUUCCUCCGGGUACUCCGGUUUCCUCCCCCAGUGUAAAGACAUGCAUGCUGAAGCAGCUGCAGCAGUGCAUGCAAGAGCAACUAAAAGUCCACCAACAGGAGCAGCUGAAAAAACUGCAGAAUGAACAAUCAAGGAUUUUGGGAAUGGUUCAGGCUGCCACAGAGUAUGACAAUAUAAAACAGCCAUGCCUCAAAACUGCUGAGCAGUCUGGAUCAAAGUCCUCACAAACAAGACCCAGAGUUUCACCAGUUCCGCAUGAACACCAGCAAACCAAAGAAGUGGAAAGGACACUUGUGCCAGGCGUGUGGAAACAAGAGCCAAAAGUGGACCAGGCACGUUCUGGACAUCACACUGAUGAAGAUUAUGAUCACGAAGGAGAGUCUCUGCAUUCUGAGGACAAACGCAUGUGGCGAAAAGACAAUGAAACAGAGGCACAUGACCGGCCGAUCAGAUCAGGGAAGACUUUUGAGGAGAUGCUGGAAGAGCAGCUCAAGCUGGAGAAUGAGAAGAUAAGCAAGAUAUCGGGUGCUCCUGCCGAUGCAGCAAAGGUGAAGAGGCCAUUUCUGAGGCGAGGGGAAGGCUUGUCUAGAUUCACUAGAGGCAAAACCACUGGACCAUUCCGAGACAGGGCAACAAGUUCAGACACCAAACCCACACCAGGACUCAAUCCUUCAGCCUUUCAGGGCCCGACCAUCAGAUCCCACCAGACCUCUGAGUCAAAACGAACUUCUCAAAACUCUAUAAGUACAACAAACUGUGUGACACAGCGCAAGACUGCUGUACUGAACAAAACUAACUUUCCUCAGAUGAUUUCAGCACCAGUAACCAAGGCUCUUGCAAAAGCUCAAGUUCAUGGAGGCCACCAGAAUGUCAGGGUAGAAGGGCAGAAUGGCAGCUCUGGACCUCUCCAACACCAGAGUAAGAGUAAUAAUAAGCCUGAAGGUCAGAAGGUCUUCUCAGAUAUCAUGGUUGAUAUCAGUAAGGGGACAUCAAGACAGUUUCACAGUAUGGAUGAGCAAACUGCUCGAAUGGCAGAGAAUUCAUUUGAGGUGUGGCUCAAAGAACGUGGUGAACACUGGGAAAGAGAUCAGUACCUUGAGUAUGUGGAGCUUGGUGAGUUUGAGCUGCUAGAGAGAGCAGCAGAUGAGUUAUCUUUUUCCAGUAACUCUUCUUUCAUCAACACUCUUUUGCGGAGGGAUGGCAGACGCCUUUCCUCUACUCCUGUCAAACCACCACCAAAAUGCUCAUUUCCUGACCAUCGUCUCGAUGACGGUACUGGCCUCAGCAAGGCUUACAGUCCACCAGUACCACCCGUAGGCAGUGUGGAAGUGUUAGAAGGGGCAAACACACAAACAGAUGAAGUGAUGACCAAGUGUUCUGGAGAUGAAGAAGUGGAAGAGUCUGAUUCCUCACUAUGUAGCAACACGGUUUUUCAGCAGCCUGCUACAGUGCCAAACCUGCAAGAACCUUUCAACUUCCAAGUUUCAGCACCGCCCUACGAUCAGCGAUCUUAUCAAGACAGAGACGGAGCCGGAAGUCCAGAAGGAGAUGAGGAGAGCCACAGAGACUCAACUUUGGUGGAUGUCAGAGGUCAGGUUGAGUUUGAUGACGAUGAUACAUGGAAUGAGCCAGAGUCUUCAAAUUGCAGUCCUGCAAAGAUGGAUGAUCUGCCAGACAGGGUACUGAAGAGGAAGAUUGCAAUCUCAAAGGGAGCAGAGCUUGAUUGUUGCUCUAACAGCCCAUUAGACCGUGAGCCAGAGCCACCACGGACGUGUCAGUUGGUAGCGAAGUUGUUUCCAUCUCUGAACCUGAAACCGUGUCCUCCUCCACCAGAACUACCAGAUUCAGAUGGGCACAGUGAACAAGGAGCAGCCAGAUCAACAUUACUCCGUGAGCGCUUGGUGGAACUAGAGACCGAGAUUGAGCGCUUCAGGAAAGAAAAUGCAGCAUUGAGCCGACUCAGGCAGGAAAACGAGGCGUUUCAAGAGAACCUGCGGAUGGAGAGAGCAGAGUUUAAGCAGAACAUGGCAGAUGAACUUGUCAAAUGGGAGGAGUUUAAGUUUGAGGAAGGCCGGAAGCUCCAACGUGAGAAGAAGCUGUUUGAGAAAUAUGCAGCAGCUGCAAGAGCAAGACCUGACAAACAGGAACGAGAUGAGAUACAGUCUUUAAAACAGCAGCUAAACACUCUGCAGGAGGAUUUAAGAAAACGAGAGGCUCGCUGGACCAGCACGCACAGCCGGCUCAGGCAGCAGAUAGACACCCUCAGUGCAGAGAAUGCUACUCUACGAGACCAGGUCCGCACGCUGGAAAAACUUCGCCUCAGUACCUGGAAAAAUGCUGAGUCUGAACGUGAGAAAGUGAGAGAGAGAUCCAGUGCAUCCAGCAAUAGCACAAGGACAGCAAAAUCCAAGAGCCCCUCCUCCAGUAUUAAAAGCAGCCCACUUGAGAACAGCAAGAAGAUGGAAAGCCCAGAGGUUCAGAAUCCUCCCAAAAUUCCAGCCAAGACCUCAAGUACCACAUGCUCCACAGACUGGCAAAAGGCCCAGCCUUGCCCAGUGGCUGGUGCACACCACAUCUCCGAUCAUUUAAUUGUAUCUGAGGUAAAGAGCCAUGAUCCUCAACUAAUCAAAAACUCCACCGACUCAGUCUUAGAAGUGGACAGUCCCAGGAACAUCCCAGGAAAAUCUGAACUUGAACAGGAAGAGAUCACACACAUGGAUGGCAAGAUUGAAAGGAUGUUUCCUGAUGGAGGACGACUCACAGUCUUCCCCAACGGCACAAGGAAAGAAGUGUCUGCUGAUGGACUGUCAGUCAGAGUCACUUUUUUCAAUGGGGACAUCAAGCAGAUAAUGCCAGAUCAUAGAGUGAUUUAUUAUUAUGCAGAAGCUCAAACCACACACACCACCUACCCUGAUGGUAUGGAAGUGCUCCAGUUCCCAAACAACCAGAUAGAAAAACAUUUUAUAGAUGGUCAUAAGGAGAUCAUAUUUCCUGAUCAGACAGUUAAGAAUCUCUAUCCUGAUGGGCGAGAGGAGAGCGUGCUCGUAGAUGGUACAAUAAUACAGCAAAACCCGGAUGGCACUAAGCAGAUCCAGUUCAACACGGGUCAGCAAGAGCUCCAUACAGCAGAAUUCAAGAGACGAGAAUACCCUGAUGGCACCGUCAAAACCGUUUAUUCUGAUGGAAGACAGGAGACCCGCUACCCCACUGGCCGCGUCAGGCUCAAAAAUCAAGAAGGACGUGUCAUCAUGGACUCCAAAACCUAAGAGAACUCAAACGUUUUUACUUAAAUGCUGAAACACUGAAGUUUGGUUUGCAGGAAAGGAAAAACAAGAAUUUUGUGUGUGUUAGAUUGUGUGAUAAAUUAAUAGCAGUUAAUUUAUUUGUAGUGUACAUUUUUGUAAAAUAAAUAUUGUUAUAAUACUCAAUCAACUGAAAAUUUAA